AUGUUCCGACUGGCACGGCCAGUUGCUAUGCAGAGAACUGUGCAAGGAUUCCGACAAUUUCCUGACGUUGUCUUCGCGGUGAAAAAUAGUUUCGACCACAGGAGGCUUUGGACAGUCAUCUUCGGAGGGUUCUACUUCUUCAUCAAUCUCGGUGCUCUCAUACAGAUCAUCCACAAGCGUAUUCCAGCCUUUGACGAGGCGAAUGAGCCUUUGAAGAAGUUGAUCAUCGCGGCUGAGGAAUUCGUCAAGACUUAG
Molecule: messenger RNA, 255 nt
Organism: Penicillium brevicompactum
Lineage: Eukaryota; Fungi; Ascomycota; Eurotiomycetes; Eurotiales; Aspergillaceae
Exons: 1
Coding region: 1-255 (84 amino acids)
Biological process (GO): oligopeptide transport
Cellular component (GO): membrane
Molecular function (GO): transmembrane transporter activity
Source: RefSeq, a predicted model, not a curated record